Molecule: messenger RNA, 4587 nt
Organism: Cordyceps fumosorosea ARSEF 2679
Lineage: Eukaryota; Fungi; Ascomycota; Sordariomycetes; Hypocreales; Cordycipitaceae
Product: Armadillo-type fold domain containing protein
Exons: 2
Coding region: 1-4587 (1528 amino acids)
Biological process (GO): autophagy of peroxisome; macroautophagy; late endosome to vacuole transport
Cellular component (GO): phosphatidylinositol 3-kinase complex, class III, type II; nucleus-vacuole junction; late endosome
Molecular function (GO): ATP binding; protein serine/threonine kinase activity; protein binding
Source: RefSeq, a predicted model, not a curated record
AUGGGCCAGGGCUUCUCGCUGGCAACGCCCUCGGCGGGCUCUGCCGGCAUCGACAUCCCGCAGCUGCAAGAUAUACAGUAUGAGCGAAGUAUUGGUGAUGCGAGAUUUAUGAAGAGCAUCCGGGCUCGCGAUGAGAACGCGAUUGUGCUCGUCAAAGUCCUUGUCAAGCCGUUUGCCGAUGUUAAGCUCGACGAGUACAAGAAGCAAAUCAUAGAACAGCGAAAAUCCCUCGCCGCCAUCCCCAACGCUCUCGGCUUCCAGCGCGUCAUCGAAACCGAGACCAACGGGUACCUUGUCCGCCAGUUCAUGUACAGCUCACUCUACGACCGCCUCAGCAACCGACCGUUCCUCGAGGAUAUAGAAAAGAAGUGGCUCGCGUUCCAGCUGCUGUGCGCGCUGCGCGACUGCCAUGCCCGCGACAUUUACCACGGCGACAUCAAGGCCCAGAACGUCCUCGUCACCUCCUGGAACUGGCUCUACCUUACAGACUUCUCAUCAGCCUUCAAGCCCGUCAUGCUACCCGACGACAAUCCCGGCGACUUUUCCUACUUCUUCGACACAUCAGGCCGGCGGACCUGCUACAUUGCCCCCGAGCGAUUCUACGCCGCUGGCGCCGCGCCACCCGCAACGGUCACCAUGACGUGGGCCAUGGACAUCUUCAGCGCUGGGUGCGUCAUUGCGCAGAUGUUUCUCGAGUCGGAGAUUUUCAGCCUGGCUCAGCUCUACAAGUACAGAAGGGGGGAAUAUGAUCCCGUUAUUACCCAUCUCAGCAUCAUCUCCGACAAGGAUGUCCGUGAAUUGAUUGCCAACAUGAUUCAUCUGGACCCUGAGAAGCGCUACUCGGCGGAUCAGUGUCUUGAUUUCUGGAAAGGAAAGGUCUUUCCGCACUACUUUUACAACUUUCUCCAUCAGUACAUGGAACUUGUCACAGAUCCCUCAUCAGGCAACAGUCCAAUGUCUGGCGCCCACAAGAACGAAGGCGAAUCUGACUACCGCAUUGACCGCGUCUACUAUGACUUUGACAAGAUUUCCUACUUCCUCGGCUACCAGUCUGAUAAGAGGACACAAAACAACGAACCCCGAACCCAGUCCAAGCUAGGACUUUCACACUUUCCAGUGCAGCUAAGCAUCCCGAAUAAUGAACACACCGUCUCCGCGGAUCUGGAGCCGCCAGAAGAUGACGGUACCCUGAUUUUUCUGACCCUAGUCGUCUCUGCCAUGAGGACAACAGCAAGGGCUUCAUCGAGAAUACGAGCCUGCGACAUUCUUUUAGCAUUUGCCGAAAGAUUGACCGACGAAGCAAAGUUGGAUCGCGUCUUGCCGUAUUUGAUGACGCUGCUCAAACGAGAUGAGACAGAUCUGGUGGUAGUGUCCGUCAUACGUACCAUUACACAGUUGCUGCAAAUGGUCCACAUGGUUACCCCGAUAAACUCUCAUGUCAUCGGAGACUAUGUGCUUCCUCGCAUGGAAACGGCACUUAGCUCAAAAGAUCAUGUUGCCAGUCCCAUCGUACGCGCCACGUUUGCCUCAUGUCUGGGCAGUCUCGCCUCGAGUGCCCAGAGAUAUCUUGAGCUGGCUUCCAGCAUACGGCCAGAUGGGUCCAUGUCUAUUGCAGACCCCGAAGUUGAGCCAGGUGCAGAGGCAGGCACCAACUUUGAAAGCAUAUUUGACAAUGCUGGAAGGCAGCUCUUUGAAAAGAUUGAGGCCUUCACGAAACAGCUCGUCGAAGAUCCCGACGUCUACGUACGACGAGCAUUUCUAUCAUCAGUACCAGAGCUGUGCAUGUUCUUCAAGGAGCAGUCGAAUGAUGUGCUACUAACGCACCUGAACACAUAUCUAAAUGACCGAGACUGGACAUUGAAAUGUGCCUUCUUCGAUACGGUUGUGGGCAUUGCCGCUUUUAUCGGAAGCGUGAGCCUGGAAGAGUUCAUGUUGCCGUUGAUGCUUCAAGCACUGACUGACCCGGAAGAAUAUGUGGUGCAGGCUGCUAUUCAUUCUUUGGCACAACUUGCCGGCCUUGGACUGCUGUCAAAGGCGAAGCUCUGGGAGCUGCUGGAUCUGAUUGGACGCUUCACUAUGCAUCCCAAUAUAUGGAUUCGGGAGUCUGCCGCCGAGUUCAUUUCCAUGUCAGCGAGCUAUCUCGAACCUGCCGACCUGCGCUGCUUUUUACUACCAUCGAUCAAGCCAUUUUUGAAGAUUGCUCAUCUUCCCGAUUUCAAUGAAUUGAGCGUCCUUGAUGCUUUGAAAACGCCGCUAACCCGGCCUGUUUUUGACCAGGCCAUUACAUGGGCUACGCAGACUGACCGGGGUCUGUUCUGGAAGUCUUUACAGCACGUUCGCUCUCUGGCUUUUGGGUCAUCCUCUACCUUGACUGCACGGUCCAAAGACUUGAUUCCGAGCUCGCUAAGCAAAUCGGACCGCAAUGACGAAGACGACCAAUGGCUGGAAAAGCUACGAAACUUGGGUUUGAAGCCUGAAGAUGAGAUCAAACUCCUGGCUCUGCGGGAAUUCAUCUGGAGACUCAGCACUAAGCGAAGCCGGGAAUCGUCUCCAUCAGAUCGCAAUACUUCUGUGGGAAUGAUUUCGCUACACGAUCUCGGCGUCACACCACAGACGGUCUUCUUUAAUGACGCGCCGCUCAAAGACCAUUCCGUCACUCCGGAUUUGGAACCGCCGUCGGCACGAUACACUAUUGCAGAUGCGUUGUUGGAUGCAUCCAUGACUAUUGAUGAUACUGUCACCAAGAGGAGAAAAGCCACAAAUAUUCAUAAGAAUAGAGUUCAAAGCGUUGGGCCUGUGGGUGGCCGUAUACUAUCCCCGAGCGGAAGCGGUCGCGCCAGCUCCCGCGACUCUCGUGUACCAUCUAACGGAUCUCGAGAUGACGCUUCAGUCAACGAAGGACCCUAUGCACUGAGGCGCGCAAUGCGUCACCAGUCCAGUGCCCUGAGCCUCCUCGACCGCAGAGACGGCGGAAAGUCAGUGCCGGAGACCGGAACGAGCGACGCCAACGCCUUUGGUGAGAUGGAUGGCCCGUUUUCGCAAAUGGCUGUGCCGCAGCCAUUGGCGUCUGCAAAGGGCGCGGCACAGCCAGAAAAACAACCGAAACACAGCUAUGCGGGCAAUGACCCGAGCAUCCAGUUUAUGCUCGACAAUAUGUACGUCGACAAUUUUCCUCGCGAUGUGCUCGAGUUCGGCCCAAUGGUUGAGCCCAUCUCCAGAAGGAAGAAUCGAGCUGUUCGCACGCAGACCGCUGAGGAGCGCUGGAAGCCACAAGGACAGUUGGUGGCCACUUUUGGAGAGCACAGGGGUGCCAUCAAUCGCGUCGCCGUAUCUCCAGAUCACAUGUUUUUCGUGACUGGUGGCGAUGACGGUGCUGUCAAGGUCUGGGACACGGCCCGACUGGAACGGAACAUUACACAUCGAUCGAGACAGACACACAAGCAUGCGCAGGGUGCACGCGUGAUUGCGCUGUGUUUUAUCGAGAACUCGCAUUGCUUUGUUAGCUGUGCUAGCGACGGCAAUGUGCAUGUAGUCAAGGUCGACACGGUAUUAGCCAGUGGUGUCAUUAGAUAUGGCAAGCUGAGACUCCUGCGCGAGUAUCGUCUGCCGGAAGGAGAGCAUGCCGUUUGGUGCGAGCAUUUCAGGCAAGAGACCAACUCUAUUCUCAUUCUGGCUACGAAUAAGUGCAGGAUUAUAGGUAUUGACCUGCGAACCAUGACUUUGCUUUAUAUACUGGAGAACCCAGUCCAUCAUGGCGCGCCGACAUGCUUCUGCGUUGAUCGGAAACGGCACUGGCUAUGUGUCGGUACAUCACAUGGCAUACUCGACCUCUGGGACUUGCGUUUCAAGACCCGCCUAAGAGCCAUUGGCGUGCCGGGAAAGAGUGCCAUCUAUCGCAUCUGCGUACACCCGUCGAAAGGUCGCGGCAAGUGGGUAUGCGUCUCUGGCGGCGCCGAGCACGGCGAAGUAACGACCUGGGACUUGGAGAAGACAUCUUGCCGCGAGAUUUACAGGAACGGUACCGUCAAGGACGGCCCGAAGGGAUACACGGCAUGGGACGUGGACAAGGAAAAGCCCGAGGGGAUCCUGUCGCGCUUUGCCACCAACCUCGACCUGGCCGACUCUGCCAGUGCGGACCGCGGGGUCCGCGCCAUCGCGACGGGCAUCUCCACGGGCGAGGACUCUCGCGACAUCCGCCACGCGUACAUGGUGAGCGGCGGCUCGGACAGGAAGAUGCGGUUCUGGGACAUUUCACGCGUCGAGAACUCGAGCGUCUUUAGCGGGCUGCAGCCUGACGAGACGCAGCCGACGUACUCUGCGACGCAGCCGACGACGUCGAUGACGAUCAACACGGAGCGCUUUGCGAGACCGAACAACACGGCAGCGGCGGGGACGACGGGGAGCGGCGGCCGGUCAAAGACGACGACGGCAAACAGCCGUCCGGCGAGGUCGACGGUGAUUUCUCUGCAGCAGCAGCAGCUCCUGCAGUCGCACUUGGACUCGAUUCAGGACGUGGCGUUACUCGAGUAUCCAUAUACGAUGAGCAUAUCGGUGGAUCGAUCAGGGAUGGUCCUUGUGUUUCAUUAG